CGCUUCACUGUGUUGGAGCCGAUUCCUAAGUUUGCUCCCUCUCCCUCAAGAGAUAGAGCUCGUGUGGAAAAGCGCGGAGGAUUUAUUCUCCUUUCUAGCGCAGUCACAUCUGGAAGCAGUCAGGGAGUCUACAGGGGAGGGGGUUUGGUCGUCAGAUCAUUGCAGAGAGGCUGGUGGUGUGCGCUCUCUCUCCGCAGGGCCACAGACUGACUACUCCCCUUUCUCUCCAAUAUGGACUGGACGCGGCCGAUUCUGCACUCUAUUUCCUAACGAGGCGCGACGCAAACUACGCCUGUUGUGGAACAUCUCAGAUGGAAUCGAUCAUAUGUGAAGAUUGAAGCCCGUGAGAUCUGGAAUAUACACACCUUUUUACCUUUUGCUGCGCUUUCUGAAACGGUCUCUGAAACCGACGCCCGCUUUUCCUGCGCUUCUCCUGGCUGUUGCAGCAUCCCUUUCGAACCGUUUCCGAGCGAAUCGCGCCGAUUUGAUUAUCGAUUAUCAGCAAGCGGCGCUGGUAUCAUGUUUCUUAGGUAGGGCCCGGAUGUUCCAAAGAUGCACUGGUUCGUUUUCUUAGGUGGUUCCUGCGAUUAUCCUUUCCUGAUCUUUAGCUCCAUAAUGGGGAUCAGGUAAUAUUAACUAAGCCGCAAGAGAAGGAAUAUCUUACGCUUUGCGUUUUCAUUUUUUUCUUCCCCCCUUUUUUCUUUCAUUUCUUUCCCUUGGGUUGUUUUUUCCUACCCCCUCCUUUUUUACAACCUUUUCUUCAUUCACCUUCGGAUAAAGCUGGACCACAUAUAUGGUAAAUGAAAGCAAAAACAUGUACAUACCGGAGGACACCCUUGAAAACCAUCAAGGCUCCAACUAUUCCAGUCCGUCGUUGGCUCCAGUCCCCAGUCUGAAUGAGGACGAGCGUGUCGGGGGCGGGGGUGGGGUGCUGGGUCUUGCACCUGAACACAUUCCCACCCCUGGCGCCCCCCUCAGCUGGCAGGCAGCCAUCGACGCGGCGCGGCAGGCCAAGCUGAUGGGCACCACCGGAGCCCCGAUCUCCACUGCGAGCUCCACGCAGCGCAAACGCCAGCACUACACCAAACCCAAGAAACAGGCCAGCACUGCCUCCACGCGCCCGCCUCGAGCCCUUCUCUGCCUCACUCUAAAAAACCCCAUCCGCAGGGCGUGCAUCAAUAUCGUGGAAUGGAAACCGUUUGAAAUCAUAAUUUUGAUGACUAUUUUUGCAAAUUGUGUGGCCUUAGCUGUCUACAUCCCUUUCCCCGAGGACGAUUCCAACGCUACCAACUCAAACCUGGAACGGGUGGAGUAUCUCUUUCUGAUCAUUUUUACGGUUGAAGCAUUUCUGAAAGUUAUUGCAUACGGGCUGCUGUGUCACCCGAAUGCGUACCUGCGGAAUGGCUGGAACUUGUUGGAUUUCAUCAUCGUGGUGGUAGGGCUCUUCAGUGCAAUAUUAGAGCAGGCCACUAAAGGAGAUGGGGGAACUUCAAUGGGAGGCAAGGCUGCAGGGUUUGAUGUAAAAGCCCUGCGAGCCUUUAGAGUGUUGAGACCUCUGAGACUCGUAUCUGGAGUACCUAGUUUACAGGUGGUGCUGAACUCCAUCAUUAAAGCCAUGGUUCCCCUCCUGCACAUCGCUCUGCUCGUUCUGUUCGUCAUCAUCAUUUAUGCCAUCAUCGGCCUCGAGCUUUUCAUGGGCAAGAUGCACAGGACCUGUUUUUUCUUCAAAGACGGACACAAAGGUCCUAUAUCUGAAGAGAAGCCGGCCCCCUGCGCCCCAAGCUCCGCCCAUGGACGACACUGCUCUCCGGCCAACAUAACGCAGUGCAUGAUGGGAUGGGAAGGCCCAAAUGAUGGAAUCACGAACUUUGAUAACUUUGCAUUUGCCAUGCUGACUGUGUUUCAAUGCAUCACGAUGGAGGGCUGGACUGACGUCCUGUACUGGAUGCAGGAUGCCAUGGGUUAUGAGCUUCCGUGGGUCUAUUUUGUCAGUCUGGUCAUCUUUGGAUCCUUUUUCGUUCUAAAUCUGGUUCUGGGUGUGUUGAGCGGAGAGUUCUCUAAAGAGCGAGAAAAGGCCAAAGCUCGCGGCGAUUUCCAGAAGCUCCGUGAGAAGCAGCAGCUGGAGGAGGAUCUAAAGGGCUACCUGGACUGGAUCACGCAGGCGGAGGAUAUCGACCCUGAGAACGACGACGAGGGACUGGACGACGACAAGCCUAGAAAUCUGAGUAUGCCGGCCAGUGAAAAUGAGUCAGUGAACACUGAUAAUGCUCCAGCUGGAGACAUGGAGGGAGAGACCUGCUGUACUCGCAUGGCAAAUAGGAUCUCCAAAUCCAAAUUCAGUCGGUAUUCACGCCGAUGGAAUCGGUUAUGUCGGCGCACGUGCCGUGCAGCAGUGAAGUCAAAUGUGUUCUACUGGCUGGUGAUUUUCCUGGUAUUUUUGAACACACUUACUAUUGCCUCUGAGCACCACCAGCAGCCAGAGUGGCUCACCAAUGUACAAGAUAUCGCCAAUAAGGUGUUGCUGGCUCUUUUUACCGGUGAGAUGUUGCUGAAGAUGUACAGCCUGGGUCUACAGGCCUAUUUUGUCUCCCUUUUCAACCGCUUUGACAGUUUUGUGGUGUGCGGUGGGAUUCUGGAGACCAUCCUGGUGGAGACCAAGAUCAUGUCACCCCUUGGCAUCUCUGUGCUGCGCUGUGUGCGUCUCCUCCGCAUCUUCAAGAUCACCAGGUACUGGAACUCUCUUAGUAAUUUAGUGGCAUCUCUGCUGAACUCGGUGCGUUCUAUCGCAUCCCUGCUUCUGCUGCUCUUCCUGUUCAUCAUCAUCUUCAGCCUGUUGGGAAUGCAGCUCUUUGGUGGCAAGUUCAACUUCGAUGAGACGCGCCGCAGCACCUUCGAUAACUUCCCCCAGUCUCUCCUCACCGUCUUUCAGAUUUUGACCGGUGAGGACUGGAACUCUGUGAUGUACGAUGGGAUCAUGGCGUACGGUGGGCCCUCCUUUCCUGGCAUGCUUGUGUGCAUUUAUUUCAUCAUCCUCUUCAUCUGCGGAAACUACAUCCUCCUGAAUGUCUUCUUGGCCAUUGCCGUGGACAACCUGGCAGACGCCGAGAGUCUGACAUCAGCGCAGAAAGAGGAAGAGGAGGAGAAAGAGAGGAAGAAGCUGGCCAGAACGGCCAGUCCAGAGAAGCGCCAGGACUCUGAGAAACCACCUCUGGAGGAUGAAAAGAAAGAGGAAAAGAUUGAACUAAAAUCCAUCACUUCUGAUGGAGAGACGCAGACUGCCACCAAGAUCAACAUAGAUGAGUACACAGGGGAGGAGAACGAGGAGAAGAAUCCAUAUCCUGUGAACGAUUUCCCAGCAGGAGAGGAGGACGAUGAGGAGCCGGAGAUGCCAGUAGGUCCUCGUCCACGUCCACUCUCCGACAUUCAGCUGAAGGAGAAAGCUGUCCCCAUGCCUGAAGCCAGAGCUUUCUUUAUUUUCAGCCCCACUAACAAGUUCAGGGUUUUGUGUCAUAAGAUUGUAAACCACAACAUCUUCACCAAUUUAAUCCUGUUCUUUAUACUGCUGAGCAGUAUUUCACUGGCAGCGGAGGACCCAGUGAAUAAUGACUCAUUCAGGAAUCAGAUUCUAGGCUAUGCAGAUUAUGUGUUUACAGGAAUCUUCACCAUAGAGAUCAUAUUAAAGAUGACAGCGUAUGGAGCAUUCCUACAUAAGGGUUCAUUUUGUCGGAAUUAUUUUAAUAUUUUGGAUCUGGUGGUGGUCAGUGUGUCUCUGAUCUCCUCUGGAAUUCAGUCAAGUGCCAUUAAUGUAGUGAAGAUUCUCAGAGUGCUGAGGGUGUUGAGGCCCCUGAGAGCAAUCAACAGAGCCAAGGGUCUCAAACAUGUGGUCCAGUGUGUGUUUGUAGCCAUCCGUACCAUCGGGAACAUCGUCAUCGUCACCACUUUGCUGCAGUUCAUGUUUGCCUGUAUUGGUGUUCAACUUUUCAAGGGCAAAUUCUUCUACUGCACAGACACCUCUAAACAGACACAGGCUGAAUGCAGGGGAGCCUAUAUAUUAUACAAAGACGGGAAUGUUGGGAAGCCAGAGAAAGCGCAGCGUUCAUGGGAGAACAGUGACUUCAACUUUGAUGAUGUCCUGCAGGGCAUGAUGGCUCUGUUUGCCGUAUCCACUUUUGAGGGUUGGCCAGGGCUCCUCUACAGAGCCAUUGACUCCCAUGCAGAGGAUAUUGGCCCAGUCUACAACUACCGCGUGGUCAUCUCUAUAUUCUUCAUCAUCUACAUCAUCAUCAUUGCCUUCUUCAUGAUGAACAUAUUCGUAGGUUUCGUCAUUGUGACAUUUCAGGAGCAGGGAGAGCAAGAGUACAAAAACUGUGAGCUGGACAAGAACCAGCGUCAGUGUGUGGAAUAUGCCCUGAAGGCCCGUCCCCUGCGCAGGUACAUCCCCAAGAACCCUUAUCAGUACAAGGUUUGGUACGUGGUGAACUCUACCUACUUCGAGUACCUGAUGUUCACCCUCAUCCUUCUCAACACCAUCUGCCUGGCCAUGCAGCAUCAUGGCCAAUCUCAGUCGUUCAGCAAAGCCAUGAAUAUCCUCAAUAUGUUGUUCACCGGCCUCUUCACUGUGGAAAUGAUCCUCAAACUCAUCGCCUUCAAACCCAGGCAUUAUUUUGUUGAUGCAUGGAACACGUUUGAUGCCCUUAUUGUAGUGGGUAGUGUUGUUGAUAUAGCCAUCACAGAGGUUAACCCAGCUGACCCCUCCUCCUCUCCCCCCUCCUCUGUGGUAAGACCAAUGGGUCUCCAAAACACUGAAGAUAACGCCAGGAUCUCAAUCACGUUCUUUCGGCUGUUCCGCGUGAUGAGGCUGGUGAAGCUCCUGUCUCGGGGAGAGGGCAUUCGGACGCUGCUCUGGACCUUCAUUAAAUCCUUUCAGGCUCUUCCCUAUGUUGCUUUGCUGAUCGUAAUGCUGUUCUUCAUCUACGCCGUUAUUGGGAUGCAGAUGUUUGGUAAGAUUGCCCUGAGGGACAACAGCCAGAUCAACCGAAACAACAACUUUCAGACGUUUCCCCAGGCUGUUCUGCUGCUCUUCAGAUGUGCAACCGGGGAGGCAUGGCAGGAAAUCAUGCUGGCCUGUUCGCCGAACCGCCCAUGUGAGAAGGGGCUAGAGGUCGGCCAUUCCAGUGAAGACUGUGGCAGCCACUUUGCUAUCUUCUACUUUGUUAGCUUUUAUAUGCUUUGCGCCUUCCUGAUCAUUAACCUCUUUGUGGCCGUCAUCAUGGACAACUUUGACUAUUUAACACGUGAUUGGUCGAUACUGGGGCCGCAUCACCUGGAUGAGUUCAAGAGGAUAUGGGCAGAAUAUGAUCCUGAGGCCAAGGGUCGGAUAAAGCACCUGGAUGUGGUAACGUUACUGCGCCGGAUUCAGCCUCCCCUUGGUUUUGGAAAGCUUUGUCCACAUAGAGUUGCAUGCAAGCGGCUUGUGUCCAUGAACAUGCCUCUCAAUAGUGACGGGACGGUGAUGUUCAAUGCAACUCUCUUCGCUUUAGUACGAACGGCUCUACGAAUCAAAACUGAAGGUAACCUGGAGCAAGCAAAUGAGGAACUCAGGGCCAUCGUGAAGAAGAUCUGGAAGAGGACGAGCAUGAAGCUGCUGGAUCAAGUCGUUCCCCCUGCUGGAGAUGAUGAAGUAACAGUGGGAAAGUUCUAUGCCACAUUCCUGAUUCAGGAAUACUUCAGGAAAUUUAAGAAGCGCAAGGAACAGGGCCUGGUGGCCAAAAUUCCUCCAAAGACUGCUCUUUCACUGCAGGCUGGCCUGCGUACACUGCAUGAUAUGGGUCCUGAGAUCAGAAGAGCGAUAUCAGGAGACCUGACUGUGGAGGAGGAGCUGGAGAGAGCCAUGAAGGAAACCGUGUGUGCUGCUUCUGAGGAUGAUAUCUUCAGGCGUUCUGGCGGCCUCUUCGGGAACCACGUCAACUACUACCACCAGAGUGAUGGCCAUGCCUCCUUCCCACAGUCCUUCACAACACAGCGGCCGUUGCACAUCAGUAAAUCCGGGAGUCCCGGCGAAGCAGAAUCUCCCUCUCAUCAGAAGCUCGUUGACUCUACCUUCACUCCGAGCAGUUAUUCUUCCUCAGGAUCCAACGCAAACAUUAACAACGCCAACAACACAGCCAUCGGACACCGGUACCCUAAACCUACCGUCAGCACGGUGGACGGACACACGGGGCCACCUCUCACCACCGUCCCACUACCACGGCCCACAUGGUGCUUUCCUAACAAGAGCUCUGAUUCCAGCGACAGUCGCCUCCCUAUAAUACGGCGAGAGGAAGCAUCUACAGAUGAGACGUACGAUGAAACAUUUCUAGAUGAGAGAGAUCAGACCAUGCUCUCAAUGGACAUGCUGGAAUUUCAGGAUGAAGAGAGCAAGCAAUUGGCUCCAAUGGUGGAGGCGGAUGUAGGGGAGGAGAGGAGGCCGUGGCAGUCUCCACGGCGACGGGCCUUUCUCUGCCCCACUGCACUGGGUCGACGGUCUUCCUUUCACUUGGAGUGUCUGAGAAAACAUAACAGACCUGAUGUUUCUCAGAAAACAGCACUACCACUGCAUCUAGUGCAUCAUCAGGCUCUGGCUGUGGCAGGGUUGAGUCCCCUGCUGAGACGGAGUCAUUCUCCGACGCUGUUCACGCGUCUGUGUUCCACACCUCCUGCGAGUCCCAGCGGCCGCAGCGGGGGAGGCCCGUGCUACCAGCCCGUUCCGUCUCUGCGGUUGGAGGGCAGCGGAUCUUACGAGAAACUCAACAGCAGCAUGCCGUCUGUGAACUGCAGCUCGUGGUACAGUGACAGUAACGGCAACCACAGCAGGAGCGUGCAGAGGACGCAGCGACCCGUGUCCCUCACGGUUCCUCCGGUCACACGCAGAGACUCCAUGUCCCUGGCACACGGGAGCGCCGGCAGCCUCGUGGAGGCGGUGUUGAUAUCUGAGGGUUUGGGUCGCUAUGCACAGGAUCCCUCCUUCAUCCAGGUAGCGAAGCAGGAGCUAGCGGACGCCUGCGACAUGACCAUGGAGGAGAUGGAGAACGCCGCCGACAACAUUCUCAACGCCAACGCGCCGCCCAACGCCAACGGAAACCUGCUACCCUUCAUACAGUGCAGAGACACUGGCUCGCAGGAGUCCCGUUGCGGCCACGCGCUGGGCCUCUCGUCCGCCACGGGCUCCGACGAGCUUCUGGGGGCGGAGCUAGAGGGCUCCGAGGGGGCGAGCCAACGGAACAGCACUCUGAUGGAGGACGAGGACAUGGAGUGCGUGACGAGUUUGUAGGGGGAACCGCAGCAGCACGGAGGACUUCCUGUGUCUUAGCCCAGCUCUCUCUGAGGACACUGCUGUCCUGCAGUCUGACCCGUCUGUUGCGUGUACCUACCGUAGGGGUAUAAGGCCAUUCUGCUUAGCUGAGACCGAGUUGGUUUUUAGUUCGUCCGUGUGUUUGCGAGAGCACGAGCCAGUAGGCGUGUGUACAUGUUUGUGUGUGCGUGUUUCUAAAGUGCCUCACAGUUCUCACAACCUUGAUUGCAGUACGGAAACGAAACCCUGACCGAGCAGGGAAUGAAGAUGCGAAAAAAGAUGCGCUGUUGGGAUCUGUCCGCCGGCGUGCGGCGGUAGGACUCGACGGCCGCAGCGUCGGCGCGGUGCCGAGCAGGUGGAUCUCGAGGGCCGUGGAGCCAUCACGGGUUCGAGAGAUGUUCAGAGGGACACAUUGGAGCGGCUCUCUCUUUCCUUUCAUGGGGCUGUCCGUCCAUCCAUCCAUUCAUCAAGAGAAGCGUCGUCUGCAAGCGCCCUCACGUCAUCCUUCUCUGUUCAUUUGAUGAUUUUUUGCUGCUUUUCGGAUUUGAUUUCUUUCGUUAAGCCUGCAGCUUUUCUUUUUAAUCAGCAGAAGACUGAACUGAAUUGCUCUUUCUCGUGUACCGUUAACGGCUUUCAGGUAGCUGCUAGCCGUGCAAGGUACGGGUCAUUGCAUCAGUGGCCUUUUAUUCCAGAUCUGCUUUAGUUUUAUUUCUUUUUUUUUUUUAGCAUUUAGUGUUUGUAAUGUUGUUUAUCUUGGAUUGCACACAGAUGGAUGCUGUUUUUUUUUUCCUUAAAUUAUUAUUAUUAUUAUUAUUAUUAUUAUUAUUAUUAUUGAAGGCGUUUAAGAUGUUUAUUCCAGAUGCAGUGUUGUGAAUCUAAUGCCUCUGACAGACACACACACAAAAAAUUAUUUAUUUAUUUAUUCCUGUCAGAGGCGCGAAGCGUGUUCCGCCAGGGGGUUCGGUCUCUCUCACGAUGUUCAUUGGUAGCUCACAAGCUGUAAAUGAGCGGUGUCACUCACCUGGACGCAGGUAGCACUGACAGGUCUCAUGGCUGCUGUUGGAUCGGACUCAAACUACUGACGUUUCUUCACUGCUGAUCUCCAGAAACAUUCAGCCGACAGCUGCGAUUCUGUCACGGUCCCACCUGCUCGACACAGGAAACAGCAGAUCUUCGGAAGGUCAGUAAAGGUGCACUUUGAGGAGAGGAAGGGUGGAGUAUUCAGGGAUGUCUGGGUAGCGCAUCAUUUAAAAAAAAAAAAAACUCUAUAAUGUAGUUCACACAGGGCUAAAUAUAUGACCAUCAUUAUGAAAGUACCAACAUCAGCAGUGUCAUCAUCAUACAAUGUUAUUGAUUGCUAUUAUUAUUAUUACUACUACUAUUGUUAAGGAUAUUUUUCUGCUGGGUUUAGCACUGUUUCCAUGCAGUUCGGCAAACACACAGAGAACUACUUAUCGAUCUAUUAUGCAAAUAAGGUGUUGAAGCGUUAGCGUUGUGUUGGAAACGUGUCGACGGGAUAGAAAACACAUGCGCUGGUGAGAAACCUGACCAAUCCACUUCCAGGCGUCUCUCUGUUUGUGCCACACUAGACCGGGUUCGAAGUUCUGUCACCGUUUUGCACACUACUUCAGACGAUAUGAAUUUCUCUUUCCAUAUAUGAAUAUAGAUAAUUGACUAUUUUUGUCUAGCUGACUCUUUACUUUCUAUAACAUCGCAUUCGAUCUCAAGUCUCCAGUCCUGUGCCGUUGUUUUUUUUUUUUUUUUUUUUUUUUUUUUUGGUUGAAUGAGUUCCUGAAUGUUUACAGGAGGUCUCUGCUCUGAGGACGAUGCAAAGCUUGUGAAAAAAAAACGUGACAAAUGUAGCCAGAACCCACCUGCUCUGUUCCAAAGCCGCCACCACCACACACCCUCAUAUCUCCUACUACACACACGUGCCAUAUGUCAUCGUGAGGCUGCCCCGGGCAUAUUAUCGAGGCCUUGGUUGUGUACGUGUGCGAGUUUCUCCGUGUUUAGCAUAUAUGCAGAGUGCGGAAACGAGCGCGUCUGUGUGGUGUUCGUGUUAGUAUAUGCAGGACGAGUGCGUGAGUGCAUGCGUAUGUGCUUGCAUACCACAAGAUAUGCAAAAACAAUGCAAUAACUUUGACUGUACAACAGUUUCCUUCAGAACUACAGCUGUACAAAAA
Molecule: messenger RNA, 9513 nt
Organism: Labeo rohita (rohu)
Lineage: Eukaryota; Metazoa; Chordata; Actinopteri; Cypriniformes; Cyprinidae
Gene: cacna1c
Product: calcium channel, voltage-dependent, L type, alpha 1C subunit
Exons: 47
Coding region: 794-7309 (2171 amino acids)
Biological process (GO): calcium ion import across plasma membrane
Cellular component (GO): voltage-gated calcium channel complex; membrane
Molecular function (GO): high voltage-gated calcium channel activity
Source: RefSeq, a predicted model, not a curated record